Messenger RNA from Arabidopsis arenosa, 1538 nucleotides. NCBI's taxonomy places the organism in Eukaryota, Viridiplantae, Streptophyta, Magnoliopsida, Brassicales, Brassicaceae. The record is from the annotation of a GenBank genome assembly.
UCAGACACAGUGUUCUUUUCUACUCUCAAAGAGUACAUAACUUUUCUUUCUCUUUGUUUAGAGGGUUUUGAGAUUUUGUUAUGAGUGUUGUUGCUUAACUUUUUGGGUUUCGGGAUUUGGAAUCUGUUUAUACUAUGGCAAAUAUGGGUGAAAGGACUAACGUUAACAACCUCGACCAUGCUGAUGAUGAGUGUAGGAUUUGUCUCGAGUCACUGCAAGUUGAUAUUCGAACCCGAACCCCGGUUAAGCUUCGAUGUGGUCACUUGUAUCAUCUAGAUUGUAUCGGUUCUGCUUUCAAUGAAAGGAAUAAGAUGUUAUGUCCGACUUGUAAGCGAGUGGAACAAGGUAAUUGGAGGUUUGCACGCAGCUCUCCAAGUCAAGGUCUCAAUGCACCAUCGGUUCAGCCACUUAUGGGCGGUUUACCAGUACCGGUCUUGCGUGGUUUAAUGUUGCCAUCUGCUGGGAGACAACUUGGUAGAGUACCAAAUCAAGGUUUCAAUGUACCGUUUGUUCAGCCACUCAUGAACGGUCCAGCACCACCGGUCAGUCGUGGAUCUUUGUUGUCAUCUGCUGGGAGACAACAUCGGAGAACACCAAGUCAAGAUUUCGAUAUAUCGGUUGUUCGGCCACUCGUGGAGGGUUUACCUGUAGCAGACCCGGAUGACCCUAUGUUGACAUCUGUUGAGAGAGAACUUGGUAGAGUAUUACCAGAUCCACAUAGAUCAACUUCAUCUCCGUGGUCUAACCAAUCGAGGCGUGGACCUAUGACAUCUGUUGAGAGACAACUUGGUAGAGUAUUACCGACUCCACCUAUAUCAACUUCAUCUGCGCGGUCUAACGUAUCGGUCAGUGAAUCUUCCUUGGAUUUGACGCGACAACAACAGAUAUCAAGAAACAUAUCUCGUACUAUUGCUGCUAAGGAACCUCGUCAACAUCGCACGAUGUAUGGUUAUGACAUUAGAAGCAGCGGUGGAGAAGGUGGAAGUUACAGCAGUGGUAGCGGAAGUAGCAGUGGUGGAGCAAGCGGAAGCUACAGCCGUGGUAGCGGAAGUAGCAGUGGUGGAGAAAGCGGAAGCUACAGCCGUGGUAGCGGAAGUAGCAGUGGUGGAGAAAGCGGAAGAUACAGCCGUGGUAGCGGAAGUAGCAGUAGUGGAGAAAGCGGAAGCUACAGCCGUGGUAGCGGAAGUAGCAGUGGUGGAGAAAGCGGAAGCUACAGCCGUGGUAGCGGAAGUAGCAGUGGUGGAGAAAGCGGAAGCUACAGCCGUGGUAGCGGAAGUAGCAGUGGUGGAGAAGGCGGAAGCUACAGCGCAGAUGAGGAGGAAAUAGUUUGGAAGGGAUUGCAACAGCUCAAAGGGCGGUAAUGACGAAAACAAUAGCAACGGGACGCGGUGGUGAUCCACAAGCAGAAACGGUGGAUAAGCAACAUAAGCAGUGGAUUAGAGCCCAAAAUUUCAAGAGUUUUCGAAACUUAGACCUAUUUUUCUCUUUUCAUUUGUUUCAGUUCUGAAUUUUCUUUAAACUAAAAACAAAAAUUGUUG